Molecule: messenger RNA, 2279 nt
Organism: Ectocarpus sp. CCAP 1310/34
Lineage: Eukaryota; Phaeophyceae; Ectocarpales; Ectocarpaceae
Source: the annotation of a GenBank genome assembly
AUGCAACCAUCAUUCUCCCUUCAGACUGCGGCUGAAGGCUCGAACAAGUACGGGCAGGAGGACAGCAACUACCCCGUGCUCGAGACGUUCGCCGAAAGGGGAAUCCUCGAGGUCAAGAUCAUCGUGUCGACCUACCACUGGGGCCAUGUCGAGAUGUUCCUCUGCAACGCCGCCAACCUCCCCGGCGACCCCGACAGCACCGCCACGCAGUCCUGCUUCAACGAGCACCCCCUGGAUCGCGCGGACGACGACGAGUUAAACGGCCCUGUCGACCCCGACAACACCGGGCGCUUCAUCCUCGACCCCCCCUGCCGCGCCAGCGAAAUCGACCAGGAAGUGCUGGACGGCGCUUACCCCUGUGAUGAGACCACCGCGAGAUUCAAGCUGCCCCAAGGCCUCAGCCGCGAGGGCUGCGUGGAAACCGACGAGCCCACGUACGUUCCCACUCCCGAGGGCGGAGAAGUGGAGGAGGGGACGGACGAGCCCACACCCGCGCCCACCGCCGAGCUCGAGCCGGCCACGCCCAUGGCCGGCCACGCCCAUGGACUCUCCGACCGAGCCGAUCGUGGCGAUCUUCGCGCCGUCGGAGGGGCGGAGUACGAGGGGUCCACCUGCUGUAGAACCGGCUACGACUGCGUGGAGAUGGCGGACUGCUACUCCGAGUGCGAAGGACUGCACUGGGAAGGCCCCUAGUGCUGCUGGCCCGGCGCCCGUUGCGCCGAGCGCACCAAGUGGUUCCACCAGUGCAUUCCCGAGGAUGCCGCGGCCUGAUAAAUAUCCGUUCCUCCUUCCCUCCAAGCGCGUUGUUCCGGUGGUGAACUGGCUUGGUUGUUGAAAGCUUAGGUCUGCUCUCCGCCAUACAUGUGCACGCGGGGAAUUAGGGAGAGGAUGAAUCGUGAAGUCGCUGUUUUGGACGGCAAUCUUUAAUUGUUUGGUAGAGCUACUGCCUUCGUACAUGUUGCACCGUGUCGUUCACCCAAGUGGCCGCGGUCUUCAAUGUAGCAGUUUGGUUUUCCCUGAAGGCUUGCGAUGCUUACUAGUUUCGUGGUGCGAAACAGGUUUACAUAAAGGUGCAACGGCGAUAAUAACGAGCUCAAGAAGAAGCUGCAGAUGCAUGCAUGCGAAAGAAUGGCGAAGACAAAUAGAUGAAAUCCACGUGUUGUUGAAAUGACGUGAAAGAUCUACAUUUCAGGAAGUUUUGACGUGCCGAGGUUACGCCGCUUUUUUGGAGGCAAACUCUGACGGCGACAUUUUUUUUUGUUUUCUUAAUAUGACACAACGAGUCCAUCUCUGUCAUUGAUAAGCGUCAGAGACAGAUUGACAAUAGAAUCAUAGCGUCAGAAAAACUACCUGUAUGGCUACGAUUUCCCAGACAGCAUAUAGGGACAUCUCCCCUGCGGAUAACAGGCUCAACAAAUCAGUUUGAUAGCUGUCUUGUGUGUCUCAUAUAUGUAAUGUUGGGAAGGUGCAGAAGAAGGUUUUGGGUGCUGUUGGUUAGUCGGGCGUUUUGUGUGUCGCACCCUGUUAGUUGUAGGACAUGGAAUCUCCAUCAGUUUACAAACGUAUUUUCAGUUUGGUAUGCAUAUGUGCGGAGUAUAUGCGGCUGAUUCCAUCUUUGUCAUAGAAAAAAGUCAGAGACAGAUUAACAAUGGAAUCAUAGCGUCGGAGAAAACUACCUGUAUGCCUACGAUUUCCUAGAUAGAAUAUAGGGACAACUCCCCUGCGGGUGACAGGCUCAAAAAAAAAAAUCAGUUUGGUAGCUGUCUUGUGUGUCUCAUAUAUGUUAUGUUGUGUAAUUUCAUGUCGUUAAAUGCGCGAAGGGCACAGGAGAACAUUUUCUCAUUAUUGCCUCCUGAUGACGUGGUCGCCGAUAGAGGCGCGUGGUUGAUGAGGUUUCAUCACCGACAUGUGGGUGUGUGUUAAAUGCAGUGGGUAUGUUCACCUCUCUCGUCCGUGUGUAGGCAGGAGGUAUGGCUACCUCUCCUAUUUGUGAGCAGCGCGGACCAUAAGAAUACACAGAGUUUAUCAUUUCAUACAUGCUACAUCAUUUAUCUUUGACAAGGGAGGAAUGAGAGGUUGUGCGUAUGGGUACGGGGGUACUCCGUGUGUCCGUGUUGUUCCCAGAUGUUGUCGCAUCAAGUGGCAGCAUGUGUCAUGGACAGGUAGACGUGGAAGGACGGCGACAGGUGAACGGCAGCAGUAGUAAGUUGUGCAUGGUGGCAUGUUGGGCUUGUACAGAGACGCAGUCCACCUUCGACCACACACAAAGGAGUUUGUUC